Didymella exigua CBS 183.55 is the source of this 546-nucleotide messenger RNA. RefSeq lists its product as uncharacterized. The record is from RefSeq and is a predicted model, not a curated record. NCBI's taxonomy places the organism in Eukaryota, Fungi, Ascomycota, Dothideomycetes, Pleosporales, Didymellaceae. Bases 1 to 546 code for a protein of 181 amino acids. The transcript has 2 exons.
AUGUCCAUCCCCAUGACCCCCGCCCAAGCCUCGGCCCUACCCUCGGCCCUGCGGAACAGCAUCUACAGCUCCCUGCUCAGCAGCGGGGGGAUCCGCAGCAUAGAAGGCACCCUGACCCAGCUGCUGCAGACCAGCGGCUUCCAAGCCCAGCUGCGCGCCUACAUCGCCGAGCUGUUCCGCACGGGCCAGGCGACGACGGCCCACGACGCUCACGUCCUGGCCAUGGCCCGCAUACGAGAGUGCAUGCGCGACGACGCCGGCACGGGUGACGGCGCUUCGGGCCCGGAUCUGCGCGUGCCUGAUCUGGUUGUCCGCGAGGGGAGUAGGGUUCUUUUGAUUAGAGUUGCUGCAUCGGAGCUACUGGAUGGGAACUUCUGGAUUGGAACUACUGGAUUGGAACUACUGGAUUGGAACUUCUGGGUUAGAACUACUGGACUGAAACUACUGGAUUGGAACUACUGGAUUGGAACUACUGGAUUGGAACUACUGGAUUGGAACUACUGGAUUGAAACUACUGGAUUGGAACUACUGGAUUGGAACUACUAA